Molecule: messenger RNA, 3599 nt
Organism: Macrosteles quadrilineatus (aster leafhopper)
Lineage: Eukaryota; Metazoa; Arthropoda; Insecta; Hemiptera; Cicadellidae
Product: MAPK regulated corepressor interacting protein 2-like
Exons: 6
Coding region: 171-638 (155 amino acids)
Source: RefSeq, a predicted model, not a curated record
UUCAGUUUCGUCUGCCCUUUUCUUUCCAUUAUCAAUAUCAUUACUGAUUACCGAUUCGAUUCGUCCGGUUAUCAGGUUUUAGUAAUUCAGAAUUUAUUAAUAACUCGAUUUGUAAUAAUUAAAUUCACAGUUCAAAUAGUUUUCAGUGAUUUUUUAUAAAUUGUUACGUAAUGUACACCGUUUCCAAAGGUCCGAGUAAGAUUGUCCACAAAACCCGUCGAGGUAUAUCCCAAAACCUUGAUAGGUUAGAAAAUUCAAGAGAUUUCUCCAAAAAGUGGGUUGAAAGUCAGAGUGAGCCUUCCUCACCAGAUGAUUGGACGAUACGAAUCGAUAAACCAGUGUUCCACAAAAAAUCAAAUGGAAUGAGGGCACAACAAGAGGCAAUAAGCCCCCAACAUGAAGAGAUCAUUAAAUUCAUUCAUGAAUCAUGGAGUUCGGUUUGUAAGGAAUGUGAUAAGGAGAAUGGAGAAUCGUCACAAUCUGAACAAGUGAAUGGGGAAUCACAUAUGCCAAGUCCUUCAAUAGUAUACUACAAGGAGAAUGAACCCAACCAUCACCUUCAAGACUUCAAGCCUUUUGACCUGGAGUCUUGGUGGGGCAAGAGGUUGUUCAACACAAUCACCAAGUCCAUCCCCUGAGAGCAACACAGACUCGCUCAGUGAACACUCUACUGAACGAUUCUCCUUCCUAGUGAGUCUCAGCGAGGCUUAGCUCUGUAAAUACACUGUAUAUAUGUAAAGGGCUCUGGCCUCGAUAGUUCCUAGGCGUAGAUGUGAAUAUGUAAAUAGCCUAUUUUGUAAAUACCGGGGAUUCUUUGUUAUCUGUUCAUCGUUCUUUAAGACAUAAGGCAUUGUUAUUUUUCUUAAUCUUUCAUGAUUAUCUGAUGUCCUGUAGUCUCCAUUUUGAAAUGAAAUAUCUAAGUGUUUCCACUUCGGCACUUUGAGUGUUAUAUCCUAAAGGAAUCAGUCGGAGCUUAAUGCACCAGUAUUCUCAUUUGUUGUGUUUAGGUUACAUUACAAUACUGGUGGAUUGAGAUCUUACAGUACAUAAAAUGCCAAAGUGGAGUAGAUUUUCUAUGCCUAAAAUUGAGGGACAAAACUUAAAUCAUAUUUCUUUUUGGAGGGUGUUUGGUUAUUUGUGAAACUUUUCUAAAUAUAAAUCAGAUCAAAGGGUUGCCCAUUCAUUGCAUAUUUUUCUUCAACUCAACUUUCAACAACUUUGAGUUGUUGUGCAAUUUUUGCCUAUCUUGAUUGUUGCUUGUUCAAAUAGUUAAUUCUAUUUAGGUAAAAUAUAAAUCUCGUCAUCAUUAGUUUGUUAUUGUUAUGUCUUGGGUCAGUUGGAAAUCUUCGUUUUAUAAUUAUUAAUGUUGACUAAACAAUGUAUUUUAGUUGCAAAACUAUUGGUUCUGUUUCUAUAUCAAGAGUGGCUUUGAUUCAGAAGUUACACUGUGAUCAAAUUCACUGUAACUUAUUCUCAAUUCACAACUAUUUUGCUGUGGUAAAAAAUCUAAUAUUUUUACUCUUGGACCAAUUUUUUAAUUUAAAAAAUAUUAUAACUAAUGACCAGUCAUAUUGACUGAGAUAAAAUUUCUUGUUUUCAAUACAUGAUACGAAGACCAAGUCUGACCUGACCUCUGAUUGUUAUUAAAUGUGUAUUUACUAUGCAUAAUGGUUGUUAAAUGUUAUUGUUAGUUUUGUUAAAUCCAUUUACAAUUUAACUCUAGUUUAAGUUAAACUUAUGUUAAUUGAUAGUAUUUACAAGAAACUAUUUCCUUUUAAUGUGACAUUUAUGGUGAUAGAUAAAAGGCCUACAUAGAGACCAUACUAUAUGUUUUUAUGUAAAACAUAAUUUAAUUAACUCAGAAAACACAUUACAGUAUGGUAAUAAUUGUUUUACAAUCUUUUCUAUAAGUUAUCUAGCAAUUUCUUUAACGCCAAUACAACCUUUUUUAAAGGCUAAAUAAAGUUUUUGUACCUACAACGUUUUACACGGCUGAAUAUUUUUUUCAGUCUUGUGUGGGAAACUAAACCUAUUAGGUUAUAGUACAACAUCCUAGUUGUAUAUGCUAUUAACUAAUUUUAGUAAUUGGUUUGUUUUUCUCCUGUAUCUAAACCCAAACAAAUCAGAACGGUAAAUUGGAUAUCACACUAGAACUGCCUAGGCCUAAACGGUGUUUAGAGGCCAGCUUGUUAGUACAAACAUACUUUUAUGUUAUUUUUUAUGACUGUGAAAGUGGGACUAACAAUCUUGUUUUAAAUUACAUGGUGUUUGAGAUAACAAUUUAAUUGUAAAACUUAUUGAAGAAUGGUUAGAAACUAUCAUAGCCAAGUAUUUGUCAAAGGUGUGCUGGAUUAGGUUUCUGGUAUUCUGUAAGUAUAUAGGGUUUUUUGGGGGUGGAUGUGCGAGUUAUGAUUUUGGGUGCCAUGGAUCGGAGUUUUACCAAGUUAAGUGAUUCCAAUUACAGUAGUCGAGAAAUAGUGUUGAUAAUUAUAAGUGUCGUUAUCCAAUUUUGUAAUAAGACUUGCCAAGUUAAGUCAUAGUUCUGUUAUGAUUUUGUAACUAGUUGUAAGAGGUGCCCGUUUAUAUUACGUUGCGGAGCGCGCCGUAGACUGAAUGGCCUGUCGACGUGGCGGGCUGUAGUAGUAUAACCGGACGAGACAGUUUAGUCUUGUCCAUUCGUAGUCGAUCCUCCAAAACGCCUUGUACGCAAGAGCCAGUUUUGGUGUAGUCUUUCGUAGUUGAUUUAUGCAUGCUAAAAUGCUUUAGUUACAAGAAAUAUUAAUUUACAAUUGUGAUCAGACUUCCAAAGUUGUACUGCAGAUUACUGCUUGUCUCCAAAGAAACAUUUUCAAUAUUUUUUGCGACGUUAUAAAGAAUAAUUAUGUUAUCAGGUUUUUGCUCUUUACUGUUGAUUUUUAAUGCUAGUCUAUUAUUGUUGUAAUUGCCAUAACUUUAUGAAAUGACUUGUUAAUUUUGAAUAAGGUAGGACUCUUUUUAAGGUAUUUUUAAGGUACUGCAGAAAAUCUGUGCAAAUUGAAAUACAAGCACAAUAAAUACACAAACCCAUAUUACUCAAGGUAUUAAAUCUUGGAUUUUAAUCAUUUCUCUACCUUUAAGCGUAAGAAGUAAAUAUAUUUGUGCGAUAAAAAAUAUUUAUUUCUUUAAAAAAUUCUGUUAAAACAUUGUUAACAACACCUACUUUUUUGUUAUUAAAAGUUGAAUGGCUACCUCAAAGUUUUUAUUUCAGUCACUGUUUAAUCCAACAUAUUAAGCAACCCUAUCUAAAACUAUAUUAUGGCAAUGGUUUUAUUUUUGUAUAGAUCAAAGUAAAAUACAUUGGAACCUCAAUCAAAUAGCAAUUAUUUUAAAUACCCUUGAUUUUAUAUUACCCUUAAUUGCAUGUUAAUCGCUAACUUCAAUAAGAAGUAAAUCUUGAUUACAAGUCUAGUGUUAUUUGAUCAUUAAUCCCCUUGAAAGAUUUGUUGUCAAGGUUAUACUGUAUACUUGAUAUGUUUAAUACAAAAACCAAAGCAUUAUCUGUUACCAAUGAAAAAGGGUAUUCCAUUAUUUUUGUGUAGUUGGAAAUACAUAGCUGCAAA